This is a messenger RNA of Linum trigynum, 249 nucleotides long. NCBI's taxonomy places the organism in Eukaryota, Viridiplantae, Streptophyta, Magnoliopsida, Malpighiales, Linaceae. The record is from the annotation of a GenBank genome assembly.
AUGUCCACUGGUAAGAAUCGGAAAGAGAAUAAGACAGCAAGGACUAAGGGGAUGGCAGGGAAGGAGAUCCAGGGGGUGUGCAAGGAUGAACAAGCACGACAACAGGUGGGUGAUCAAACACCGAAGGUGGGUCGGCCAAAGGCAUAUCAACAGGGCUCGCAAGCAGGUGAGAAACAAGCUCGUUCUCUUGGGGCAAAGGCUGUUUAUUCGUCGCAGGGGAAGGAAGUUGAUUCUUCUAUUAUGGAUUAG